AGGCUAGUCCUUGGUAGGUGGUGGUGUGGACCCCACGGCCACUAUUGUUGAUUGGUUUAGCAGGGAUAGAGAAGGCGGUGGUUCGUAGUCCGUGAGGCGCGCCAUUUUACUAGCUCAGUGAAAGAGCGGGCGUGGGGCACGAGGGCCGGGAGCUCUGCAGAAUUAGCCAUGAAAAACUACAGACAAAAGGAGAAGCAGGGGAAUAAAACACAGGAGAGUGCCAAGGCACCAGAUGAAGCAAAGAUCAAGGCAUUAUUGGAAAGAACUGGAUACACUCUAGAUGUUACAACAGGACAGAGAAAGUAUGGGGGUCCUCCUCCAGAAUCUAUAUCUUCAGGCGCUCAGCCUGGGAUUGGGACAGAGGUUUUUGUUGGCAAAAUACCAAGAGACUUGUUUGAAGAUGAGCUUGUGCCCCAUUUUGAAAAAGCAGGUCCCAUCUGGGAUCUUCGACUUAUGAUGGAUCCUCUUUCUGGGCAGAAUCGAGGCUAUGCUUUCAUAACUUUCUGUAAUAAAGAAGAUGCACUGGAAGCUGUUAAAUUGUGUGACAACUAUGAAAUCCGGCCAGGCAAACACAUCGGCGUUUGCAUUUCUGUGGCUAACAACAGACUGUUUGUUGGGUCCAUCCCAAAAAACAAAACUAAAGAGAAUAUUUUGGAAGAAUUUGGCAAAGUUACAGAGGGCUUGAUGGAAGUGAUUCUCUACCAUCAACCAGACGAUAAAAAGAAAAAUCGUGGCUUCUGCUUUCUGGAAUAUGAAGAUCACAAAACUGCAGCUCAGGCUCGACGCAGAUUGAUGAGUGGCAAGGUGAAAGUGUGGGGCAAUGUUGUGACCGUGGAGUGGGCAGAUCCUGUUGAGGAACCUGAUCCAGAAAUAAUGGCAAAGGUUAAAGUUCUGUUUGUAAGAAAUCUUUCCUCCACUGUGACUGAAGAGAUUCUGGAAAAAGCAUUCUCUGUCUUUGGAAAGCUGGAGCGUGUGAAAAAACUGAAAGAUUAUGCCUUUGUGCAUUUUGAUGAAAGAGAUGCUGCAGUGAGGGCCAUGGAUGAGAUGAAUGGAACAGAACUGGAAGGGGAAGAUAUUGAAAUAGUUCUUGCUAAGCCACCUGAUAAAAAAAGGAAGGAACGUCAAGCAGCACGUCAGGCUUCCCGGGGAAGUCCGUAUGACGAUUAUUACUAUUACCCCCCACCUCGUAUGCCACCUUCUGGUAGAGGCAGGGGCCGUGGAGGCAGAGGGGGCUAUUCCUUUCCCCAAGAUUACUAUGGAUAUGAAGAUUACUACGAUGAUUAUUAUUCGUACGACUAUCAUGACUACCGUGGGGGUUAUGAUGAUCCAUACUAUGGCUAUGACGAUGGCUACCCUGUGCGAGGAAGAGGAGGUAGAGGCGGAAGGGGUGGACCACCGCCCCCCAGAGGUAGAUCUGUUCCUCCCCAACGUGGAGGGAGAUCCAGCUAUGCUCCUAGAGGUUCUCCAAUGGGCCCUCCUCGAGGUUCCCGUGGUGGACGCGGAGGGCCCGCUCCUCAACAGCCACGAGGACGGAGUUCGAGAGGUAGCCGUGGCAGCAGAGGUGGCAACAUUGGUGGUAAAAGAAAGGCAGAUGGUUAUACCCAGCCAGACUCCAAGCGCCGCCAGACCAACAAUCAACAGAACUGGGGGACCCAGCCUAUCGCCCAGCAGCCAUUGCAGCAAGGUGGUGAUUAUACUGGUAACUAUGGUUACAGUAAUGACAACCAGGAGUUUUAUCAGGAUACUUAUGGGCAGCAGUGGAAGUAGGCAAGGUCAUAUUCAUCAGACAGAACACGCAUAUACACACACUCUUAAAUAUAUAUUUCAUAUAUAUAUUUGUGCUUGUGGAAUGCUGCCUGUAAUUUUUAUAGGCAGUGUUUCUUCAUUACGCUGUAUAUACCUUAGCUUUUGCUUUAUUGCUAUGUUACAGUUGGUAUUGAAAUGGUAUGCACUGGUAGAGUUAUGGUAUUUCAAGUAUUGCUGAACCUUGUGUUCUGGAUAUUGGGAUUUGGAGAGAGUAUUAUUGGCAAAAGUUAGCAAUUAACUGGAGCACAAAUCUUGGAUUUGAGCUCUUUUUUUUCCUUUCCCAUUCCACCACCGUGCAGAAAGUUUUGUCUGCUUAUAUUUAGAGAAGUCAUUUUGUGGCAUUGUCUUCUGGACAUGGACUGCAAUGUGUUUGUGCUAUUAAGUAAUUUUGUUUAAAAAUCAUUUGUUACAACCCCUCCCCGUUUCAAGAAUACUAAAAGAUUACCAGUGUUUUAGUAGUUUUAGACUUGAUUUUUUUUCUUAUGAGAGGGGUUUUAAUGCUGUUGGACAAUGUUCAAUCAUGAUUUUGACAGAAUGCAGUAUUGACAAUUUCCCCUUGGAUUUGGAGUAUCUUCUACAGGAUUAAGCUGUAUAUAAACUUAAACACUAGUGCUGUCUCAAGUUAUAAAAAAAAAAAAUCAAAAAAUAUUUUAAAGAUUCAUGUAUUAAAUGACUGUGCAGUUUUUGAUUCCUAGAACUAGGUGAAGUUGUGUUUAUUUAAUUUUUUUUUAUGAAGGCAAAAGUAUGCCUAACACGUUUGGCUUGGGUAACAAAAUCCUUGACCGUUUGUUCUGUGAUUGUAUUUACAAAUUUAUUGUUCAUGUACAAUUUCAAUAAAACUCCAGAAAAUCUGAUUGCAAAAAAAAAAAACAUUUAUAUUAUAUACAUAUAUGAAGGAAAAAGAAUCAUUAAAAAACAUGCAAAAACUGAGUUUUGUGAUUCUUAAAACAAAACUUUUAAAAGUCUGAACUGCAUAUGUGAGUGAUCAAAUCUGUAAAUUACUUUAAAGCUUUAACCAUGAUAUAAAGCUAUGAAAUUGGGUUUUAAACUAAUCUGUAAAAAUCCAUUAAAUACACUUGUUUGCCAUAUAAUCUUGACCUUGAUGUGCAUUUUUUAGGUGGUUUGAAGGCAAAAUAUGAAAUUGUUUAGGGAAAAAAAAAAAAUAUAUAUAUUUUUUAAAAUAUAUAUAUAAUUUUUUUUUUUUUCCCUCAAUCUACAAAUUGAUUCAGGAUGGGACGACCAGACUAGGAAAAUUUAAACAGCCAUUCGAAGACUAACAUUCUUCAUUCCUUGCAAAUUUGGUAUAAUUUCUGUUAAAAACAAACUGGCUCAUAAAACUCCAUAAAGGAUAAAGGUUUGUGUCUGCUAAACUAUCUAAAAUAUGGCAUCUAACUUUUACUGUGAAUAUGCAUCAGUGAGACUGGCAGAGCAGUUAUUGUAAGGUAUUGCUUACAUGAUAUAGAUGCUCUCUCCAUGCUUACAUCCAGUAACACAUUAGACUUUUUCCAAAAACACUGCUCCACUUCCUUCAGUAGUACAAGUUUUCAGGGUACAUAUGUACUUUGUCAUUUGGUGCAGAAACAAGUAAUGUACUUUUUUUUUCUUGCCAGCAUUUUUAUAAAAAAAAUUACAUUCUCCUUUUCUAAAAUAUUUUUCUAAGGAUUUUAACGAUUUUAACUAUUUUUGGUGUCCAGAAUAAUUUCAUCUGUCCAAAUUUUUUCACUACUUUUUUUCACUAAUUCACUAUUCUGCAGGUAAUGGUGUUCACAUUAUGAAUUAUGGCUUGUUUUUAGAUUAUGACCACAUUUUGGCAGAUUAACCUUUUCUUAUCUUAAAUUUAAUUUUGCUUACCAGCAUUUCGUUCUUAGGGCAAUGGCAGAUGUACUAGUUUGUUGUCCACAGGAGAUCGCCUCUCCCCUAAUUGACAAAGCGUCAGGAGAAUCGGGAUUAUCCUGCAAAAAAACACUUUACAUGCAUUGAUCAGCUUAAUUGUGAGAAUAUUGCUCCUUCCAUAAUUUUGUCAUGUUUAAGCUGGAUCUCCACAGCAAGUGUUCUCCUGCUUUAGAAGGGAUUGUCGGAUGCACUGUAGCCUGUGUGAAAGGCUAUUUCCCAUGGAUGACAAACAAAUACAUGUCACUGCCCUAAAUGUCAGAACAAGAUUCUAGGAUUCGUCUAUCCUUGCUUUAGAUAUAGGAAAAAACAAAUCCUAAAAUUUCUAGCACUGACAAAUCGUUUUUUUUGUCAAUUUGAAAUUUUCAUAAAUAUUUUCUUGUGUGCAGUGGUGAGGGGGGCAAAAAGCUAAAGCUAAUCAUUUUAAUGUGUUUAACAACUGCACACACAUCCAUUGCUUCAGGAAAAAUUAGCCUUUUGUGAAACUGAAAUUGCUUGCCAGUUUGAUUUUGUGAAAAAGCUUGCCAUCUAUUAAAACUGGUGGCAAAAUACAAAACAGAAUUUUAAAGCCUGAGAUUUUACACAUUGAUGAAUAAAUGUUCUCAACAAAUUGUGUUCCUGAAUGGAUUUGUCUGACCUCUUCCUGAAACAAGCCUUUUGUGGGGAGGUGGAGAGAACCUAUUCUCACAACUUCAUGAUUUCUAAAUCUCUUUGAUCACUCAUUUACAGCAGUGUUUAGAAAAUCUUUGACUGUAUUAAAUGUAUGGGAAUUCAAUUCAUAUUCCAAACAGGUCUGAGUGGAGGAUACAAGUCAGUUCAAAGAUCUCAGUACUUUACUGACUGUGGAUUUCUAUUACCAUUGGUGUCAGCAUCUACUUCAAGAAUGUUCCUCCAAAUUUCAGCCGUACAAUUCAUUUUGUAAAGAAAAACAUUUUUGUCUACCAAAAUGUGUUUCAAAACUUGAACUGAUUAAAGAUGAAAUUGUUUACACAGCAUUAAAGUGAAACUUUAAUUGUGA
Xenopus laevis (African clawed frog) is the source of this 4714-nucleotide messenger RNA. It is a transcript of the gene hnrnpr.L, whose product is annotated as heterogeneous nuclear ribonucleoprotein R L homeolog. The transcript is spliced from 9 exons. The record is from RefSeq and is a predicted model, not a curated record. The coding region runs from base 169 to 1767 and encodes 532 amino acids. Gene Ontology annotation, cellular component: organelle; nucleoplasm; cytoplasm. Lineage: Eukaryota; Metazoa; Chordata; Amphibia; Anura; Pipidae. Gene Ontology annotation, molecular function: RNA binding; nucleic acid binding.